CCAGCAGCCAGAGCGCCAGCCACCACCUCCACUCCACUCCACUCCACCUCUUGUCUCUUUUACAACGCUCCCCCCUCCCUCCUCGCUUUACCCCUCUCUCUCUCUUCCUCUUUUUUCCACCCGGAGAGCGAGAACUGCCGGGCCCUAAAGAGGCUGGAUUCUUGGUGCCUUUCUGAACCUUCUUUACUUUGUCCUCAAAUGGCUUCCUCCUCCUCUUCAUAUCUCCCCCCAUAGCUCUCCCUUAUGCGGCUCUGCUCCUCUUCCCCCCUGAAAGCUUCUCCAUUUCUUCUUGGUUCGUGCACUGUUCGCCCGUGCGCGCGGUGGUAGAGCAAGCAAUGGGGGCCAGGGCCGCGGGGCCAGGCCUGCCGGCGCUCCUGGCCGGCGCGCUCCUGCUCAAUAGCGCCUUCUUCCCGUCCGCGUCCGCCGCGUCCUCCUUCCCCGCAAGGAUUGCGGGCAGGAUCGUGUCCACCACGGCGUCGGCGGUGGCCAGGCAGCUCUGGUCGCUCAAAUCGGCCGCCACCAAGACGGCAGCGGGGACGGCGGUGGCGGGGCGGUCCAUGGUGCGGUACGAGGGCGGGUACGCGGUGGACACGGUGUUCGACGGCAGCAAGCUGGGGAUCGAGCCGCACGUCGUCGAGGUCACCCCUGCCGGCGACCUGCUCGUGCUCGACUCCAUCAACAGCAACAUCUACAGGGUCCAGCUGCCGCUGUCACCAUAUAGCAGGCCAAAGCUUCUUGCUGGUUCUCCAGAAGGUUUAUCUGGUCAUGUGGAUGGAAGGCUGCGAGAAGCGAGGAUGAACCAUCCUAAGGGGUUCGCUGUGGAUGAUAGGGGCAACAUUUAUGUUGCAGACGCUAUGAACAUGGCAAUAAGAAAGAUCAGUGAUACAGGGGUUACAACCAUUGCUGGAGGAAAAUCAAUUAGAGGAGGACACAUAGAUGGGCCUAGUGAUGAUGCAAAAUUCUCAACUGAUUUUGAGAUUCGGUACAUCAGUAGCAGCUGCUCCCUCAUGAUCAUUGACAGAGGAAACCAAGCAAUUCGGGAGAUUCCACUCCAUGAUGAUGACUGUGCGUAUCAGUAUGAAGCUGGUUUUCCUCUAGGAGUUGCAUUGCUUUUUGCUGCUGGUUUCUUUGGCUAUAUGCUUGCAUUGCUCCAACGACGGGUUUUGGGGAUGGCAUCAACAGCAGAUGAACCUCAAAUUCCUCCAAGACCCAGCAUUGCAAGUAUCCCUCCGUAUCAGAAGCCUUUAAAUCCUUAUGUUCGUCCCCCACUACUCCCAAGGGAAGAUGAAGCUACGAAACAGGAAACUGAAGAGGGGUUCUUCACCUCAGUCGGCAAACUCAUUGGAGGGGCAAAAUCAUCCAUGGCAGAGAUAUUUGGUUCCAGAAAGAAGCGCCUGAACAACCAGUACCAUCACCAGCAGCGAAGAGCUAACCCAUGGCCAGUGCAAGAUAGCUAUGCUAUCCCACAUGACGAGACGCCUCCACUGCUGGACACCAGAGCACCAACCCCUCAGAAGAACUAUGCGUUCAUGACAAAGGAGCCUGAGAAGAUCCACCAUGCCCGACACGGGCGCCCUUUUUUCAAUGGCUGGGACGACCACCACCACCAUCCUCAGCAGCGGCAGCCAGAGCAGCAACUGUAUCACCAGCAGCAACACCUGCAGCAGCACAGGCAGUACUCCACAGGCCCGCAGACAUUCUAUGAGCAGAGCUGUGAGGCAAAGAACGAGAUCGUCUUUGGUGCGGUCCAGGAGGUGGACAGCAAACGGCGCAUGGUGGAGAUCAAGGCCGUGAACUAUGGAGACACAUUCUAUGAGCAGUACGGGAUGCGGUACCGCAACAACUACAUCGGCUACAACAGCAACACCUAUUGAACAGCCAGUCUGUUUUCUUAUUGUUUACCCUCCUUUUUUUGUUUGAAUUAGUUACCUGAUUAGAUUUACCUCUUGCCUUCUUAUUGGCAAUCCUCCACAUUUCCUGUAAAUAAAAAUAGAAAGUGGAGGGAGUAGAAGCUAUCUCCUGUUUUGACUUGUACAAUGGACAAAACUGGGGUUUUGGAAGUACAACCUGGUUAGACUUCCUGACGUAUGAAUUUUAGUGACGUAUUAUGAAUUUCACUGACAUAUUUCGGAGUUU
Panicum hallii is the source of this 2136-nucleotide messenger RNA. RefSeq lists its product as uncharacterized. NCBI's taxonomy places the organism in Eukaryota, Viridiplantae, Streptophyta, Magnoliopsida, Poales, Poaceae. Bases 336 to 1874 code for a protein of 512 amino acids. The record is from RefSeq and is a predicted model, not a curated record. The transcript has 7 exons.